CCGCACUCAGCAACCACCACCACCACGACCAACUCCCUCGACCACCACCCCAUCACCCUUCAUCCAUCCAAGACCGCAUCAUGAACUCACACCUCGCAGAUACCUCAGGCGUCACCAUUCUCGGCAACCUCGAUGCCCCAGCAAGGACCAUCCUCACCAAGGAGGCAAUUGCAUUCAUUGCAAGCCUCCACCGCGCAUUCGAGCCUCGCAGGAAGGAGCUCAUGCAGCGCCGUGUAGACAGGCAGGCUCAGCUCGAUGCAGGCGACCUCCCAGACUUCCUCCCAGCCACAAAGCACAUCAGGGACAACGCAACUUGGCGCGGCGCACCCCCUUCCCCAGGUUUGGUCGACCGCCGAGUCGAGAUCACCGGACCCGUUGACCGCAAGAUGGUCAUCAAUGCCCUCAACUCGGACGUAGCCACCUACAUGGCAGACUUUGAGGACUCCUCCACCCCAACUUGGAAUGUGCUGAUUAAUGGCCAAAUCAACUUGAGGGACGCCAUCGCCCGCAAGAUUGCUUUCAAGGGACCUAACGGCAAGGAGUACAAGCUCAAUCUGACACCUGGUCGGGUUGUGCCCACCUUGAUUGUCCGUGCACGUGGAUGGCACCUCAUGGAGAAGCACUUCUUGGUCGAUGGUGAGCCCAUUGCCGGCGGCAUCUUUGACUUUGGUCUCUACUUCUUCCACAACGCCAAGACGCUCGUCAAGAACGGUCACGGCCCCUACUUCUACCUGCCCAAGCUCGAGUCUCACCUCGAGGCGCGCAUAUGGAACGACAUCUUCAACUUGUCCCAGGACUACAUUGGCAUGCCCCGCGGUACCAUCCGUGCAACGGUGCUCAUUGAGACGAUCCUCGCUGUGUUUGAAAUGGAUGAAAUCAUCUACGAGCUGCGCGACCACUCUGCUGGCCUCAACUGCGGUCGUUGGGACUACAUCUUCUCCCUCAUCAAGAAGCUCAAGAUGAAUCCUCAAUUCGUCCUGCCAAACCGUGGCGAUGUCACCAUGACUGUCAACUUUAUGAAGUCAUACACUGAGCUCCUCAUUCAGACUUGCCACAAGCGCGGUGUGCACGCCAUGGGUGGUAUGGCUGCUCAGAUUCCGCUCAAGGAUCGUGCCUCUGCUGAAAACAAGGCUGCCAUGAAGAAGGUCUACGACGACAAGCUCCGUGAAGUCAAGGCUGGUCAUGACGGAACCUGGAUUGCUCACCCUGAACUCGGCAAAAUCGCUAUGGAUGUCUUCAACGAGCACAUGAAGACACCCAAUCAGAUCUACAAGCGUCGCGAGGAUGUGCAGACCAAGCAGAUGGACCUUCUCAACAUGAACGUCCCGGGCAAAAUCACAGAGGAAGGUGUCAAGGAAAACAUCCGCAUUGGAUUGCAGUACAUGGAGGCUUGGCUGCGUGGUACGGGUUGUGUGCCCAUCAACAACCUCAUGGAGGAUGCCGCCACCGCCGAGAUUUCCCGUGCUCAGCUCUGGCAGUGGGCCAAGCACCAGCCCAAGACGGCCGAGGGUUCUACCGUCACCAAAGAGAUGAACCACCAGUACCUGCGUGAGGUGACGGACGAGCUCAAGGGCAAAGCUCCCAAGGACAACAAGUACGAGCUGGCUGCCAGGUACUUUGGCACACAAAUCACAGGCGAGGACGGCACCUUUAGCGACUUUUUGACGUCGCAAAUCUACGACGAAGUCACCACGACGGGCGCUGCUGCAAAGCUCUAGGGUGCACAUGCUCCAGGGUAUUCAAGUUUAUAUGUCCUUUUGAUCAUUCCAUACCUAUGCUGUUCCAUGCUAUUUUC
Messenger RNA from Protomyces lactucae-debilis, 1795 nucleotides. Its product is annotated as malate synthase A. Gene Ontology annotation, molecular function: malate synthase activity. The record is from RefSeq and is a predicted model, not a curated record. The transcript has a single exon. Gene Ontology annotation, cellular component: cytoplasm; peroxisomal matrix. Gene Ontology annotation, biological process: glyoxylate cycle. Lineage: Eukaryota; Fungi; Ascomycota; Taphrinomycetes; Taphrinales; Protomycetaceae. Bases 81 to 1718 code for a protein of 545 amino acids.